Molecule: messenger RNA, 1270 nt
Organism: Drosophila pseudoobscura
Lineage: Eukaryota; Metazoa; Arthropoda; Insecta; Diptera; Drosophilidae
Exons: 3
Coding region: 143-1021 (292 amino acids)
Source: RefSeq, a predicted model, not a curated record
UGAAACACUACUUUCUGUUAAUACUUCUCCUUUUCGAACACUGUCAAAUAGAAGUACAAACAUCUCAUCUAGAAUUUAUUCAGUUGCAAGGAACAAUCCCUUCAAAAAGGUUCAUUUUACAAAAAAGUUUUUCUUACUCGCGAUGCCAAGAGAGCGCGACGAGCGUCGUUUGCCCGGUCGGGAUCUCCGAGGCCGGGCUCACCAUCGGAUCGAGGCCGAGUUACCGUGGCCCGAAAGCUUUUUCGCGGCCUUGUCCGGCAUCCAUAUUAUAGCGGCCGCAAUCGUUACGGCACUGGUGGCCAAAUUCAUCGUGCUAAAGUUUCAAGAAGCGGACCCUGGGCGAGACGCCCUGGUCGUUUCGUGGCACAAAGAUCCAACGCUGACAGUCUACAACUCAGUCGAGGACUCCUUGGACAUUCGUAGUAUCUUCAAGCAUAUUGGCGAUCAAGUGUUGAGCCGGAAGGAUACCCUCGACUACAUGCAACAGAGACUGAGUACCGAUCAAAAGAUCCGUUGGGUGGCAUUGGUCGGCCCACCCGACGUUGGGAAGACCAUGAUAACUGAUGGCUUGCGCAAGACAUUCCCCUGGCAGGACAAAGUCUUUUUGUACUCUUGGAAUGCCAGCGCGCAACCCCUGAAAUGGCGAAACGAAAUAUCGCAGCAGUUAAUACACCAGCUUUCCAACUGCGGCACGAACCUGAUCGCGAUAGAUAUGAUCACAUGGGGAGACUUUACUGUGGGCAACACCUACAAGGGGAUGUUACUGAAUCGCUACUACAAUCUGAAAAACGGGAUGAAGAUGGCUACUCAUACGGAUUUGCUGUUGUAUGUCUUUGACCUGUCCUCCGAGAAUCUCGAGCAGCAGCUAGAAAAACUAUACAGCCGAAUAUCGAACGAGACGCCUAUAGUUAAGUUCCGUUCGCUUGACAUGGAGGGACUACAGGAUUGCCUCGUAGAUCAGGCCAGCUUUACUACCGAAUGGCCGAAGGCUACGCGGAUAAUACUGGGGCAGUUCGACUGAUUCAACAACUGAUGCUACAAACCCAUCCAACCCACAAGAGGACACACAGCUUAACACUGAUCCACUCAGCAGGAGAAGCCGAUACUCAAGAAGAAAGCAUUAAAAGCCGGACGAUAUGGCCAUGUCGGUUUGUCCGUCUCGAUAGUAGCCUAGGGACUAAUCCCGUACAAAAUUCCACCAAAUACUUUAGCCUAGUUAUAACCUCUUGUAUUUAAGAGAAUUUUGAAAAAAAAGCGUAGUAGAAAAGUU